Molecule: messenger RNA, 956 nt
Organism: Linepithema humile (Argentine ant)
Lineage: Eukaryota; Metazoa; Arthropoda; Insecta; Hymenoptera; Formicidae
Gene: RpS2
Product: ribosomal protein S2
Biological process (GO): translation
Cellular component (GO): cytosolic small ribosomal subunit; ribosome
Molecular function (GO): structural constituent of ribosome; RNA binding
Source: RefSeq, a predicted model, not a curated record
UCUCGAGGCAAUCAAAAACUCCAGCUUUACUGAUCUUUCUUCCGUAAUUUUACGCGUAGGAAAGAAGUAACAAUGGCGGACGCUGCUCCAGCCGCACGUGGAGGCUUUCGUGGAGGUUUUGGCUCUCGCGGAGCAGGAGGCGAUCGCGGAGGUCUGAGAGGCCGUGGAGGUAGAGGUAGAGGUAGGGGACGCGGCCGUGGACGCGGCAAAGAAGACAGUAAGGAAUGGAUUCCUGUUACCAAACUGGGUCGUUUGGUUCGAGAUGGAAAGAUCCUAUCUCUCGAACACAUCUAUCUGUUCUCUUUACCCAUCAAGGAGUAUGAAAUCAUUGACAAGUUCCUUGGACCUGAUUUGAAGGACGAAGUUCUGAAAAUCAUGCCUGUACAGAAGCAGACUAGAGCCGGUCAGCGUACACGUUUCAAGGCUUUUGUUGCCAUUGGAGACAGUAAUGGCCACAUUGGAUUGGGAGUAAAGUGUUCCAAAGAAGUAGCUACUGCUAUUCGCGGUGCUAUCAUUCUGGCGAAGCUUUCUGUUGUGCCCGUUCGACGUGGUUAUUGGGGUAACAAGAUCGGUAAACCACACACGGUACCUUGCAAAGUGACUGGCAAAUGUGGAUCUGUUCAAGUGCGUUUGAUACCAGCGCCUAGGGGUACUGGUAUUGUAUCCGCUCCGGUUCCCAAGAAGUUGCUUCAGAUGGCUGGUAUUGAGGAUUGCUACACCUCGGCCAGAGGAUCUACCUGCACCCUCGGCAAUUUCGCCAAAGCCACAUAUGCUGCAAUUGCUAAGACAUAUGCGUAUCUUACACCUGACUUAUGGAAAGAACAGGCUCUGGCUAAGGCGCCCUAUCAAGAAUUUGCUGAUUAUUUGUCAAAGACUCACAAAGGAGGCGCGAGAGCAGCAGAGGUUGUUUAAAUAAACAUCCAGCUCCCAUGGAAAUGCUUUGAAAAAAUAUAAAA